CUGUCAUAUAGAUGCGCAGGAACGAGCGCGUGUCAAAUGGAACAAUGUAACGGAUCGGAGUUGACAGCCUCAGUCGAGAGGUUAUUGAUUAAUCACGGUCCGGCUCCAUAACCAUAGAUAAGGGCAGAGAUCCGCCAGUAGUGACAGGAGAAUGACAGCAGGUCCGCAGUGUCUUCAAACCAAGGUGACAAGUCGACCUUAUCAGACUCAGGCAUUUCAGAAAAUUUGCUUUGAAUGGGGAACAUAAUUUGCAUGCUACCCAAGUUCAGGCAGGAUCUUACACAAACCUGGAGACGGGGAACGCACCUGCCUCUCUUCCUCGACCUGUAGACUCAUUUAUCAGCACCAGCCGUCUUUAAUGGGAUAAACUAUCUCCAGAGAUCAGGUGAACGGCUGAUCUAAACUUAAGUAAGACCUUCAAGCUUCUUAAUUUCUUCUUAAUUGACACUUUUCAUCCUAAGGCCUCCGCAUGGUACUCUGGUCGAAAGAUCAAGACAAACUGUCCGACAUGUCCACCGGGACGGAAAGGAUAGAGAUGAAGAAGGAGGGGGCGCCGCCGGCAUACCACCAAUCCAAUGGGUCUGUCCAUCCGGUAAUACUACCCGACAACCCCGAGGAGGUGCCGCAGACUCCCGGGGAGUACGAACUCACAGAGGUGACCUCCUUACCGGACGGUGAUCAGGAGAACGAGCGGCCGGACAUGGUGGUCCUCGACUGUCGGGCCAACGCGAAGGGUCAGAGGGAAGAGGACGCACUCCUGGAGAACGCCAGCCAAAGCAAUGAGAGUGAUGACACUAGUACGGACCAAAGCCCGGUGCCACCGGCUCCACUGAAGGAAACGUCCUUCUCCAUUGGACUCCAGGUUUUGUUCCCUUUCCUGCUGGCAGGGUUUGGGACAGUUGCAGCUGGCAUGGUUCUGGACAUUGUUCAGCAUUGGACGGUAUUCACAGAGGUGACUGAAGUCUUUAUCCUGGUGCCUGCUCUCCUGGGCCUGAAAGGAAACCUGGAGAUGACCCUUGCGUCCAGACUGUCUACCGCGGCUAAUAUUGGACAAAUGGAUACCGCCAAGGAUAUGUGGAAAAUGAUCAUGGGAAACCUCGCACUAAUUCAGGUCCAGGCCACUGUGGUCGGCUUCCUGGCUUCCAUCGCCGCAGUCAUUUUUGGCUGGAUUCCAGAGGGUAAUUUUAACAUGGGUCAUGCCGUCCUGCUCUGUGCCAGCAGUGUGGCCACCGCAUUCAUCGCUUCUUUGCUGCUAGGUCUUAUCAUGAUCGGGGUUAUCAUUGCAUCCAGGAAGGUUGGCAUCAACCCAGACAACGUGGCCACCCCCAUUGCUGCCAGCCUUGGUGACCUGAUCACCCUGGCCCUGUUGGCUGGCAUCAGCACGGGCCUGUAUAAGGAACUCGAAUUCAAUGAUUAUGCCAACCCGAUGGUUUGUGCCUUCUUCGUCGCCCUGACACCCAUCUGGGUACUUAUCGCCCGGCGGAUUCCUUCCACACGAGAAGUGCUCUACUCCGGGUGGGAGCCUGUCAUUAUCGCCAUGGCUAUCAGCAGUGUUGGAGGCCUGAUUCUGGAUAAGACGGUAUCUAACCCCAACUUUGCUGGAAUGGCGGUUUUCACGCCCGUCAUCAACGGUGUGGGCGGCAAUCUGGUGGCGGUACAAGCCAGUCGAAUCUCCACCUACCUGCACAUGAACGCCCUGCCCUUAGCGGAUCCAAACCCAACCCCCAUAAAAUGCCCUACUCCCUGGAGCUCGUUCCUUGGGUCAGGUGUCAACUCCCGUUCUGCCAGAGUGCUUUUCUUCCUGGUCGCUCCUGGUCAUCUGGUCUUCCUGUACACCAUUAACUCAAUGCAGGGUGGACACACCUCUCUCACCUACGUCUUCAUUGCAUUUUACCUGGCCGCUGCACUGCUCCAGGUUGUGAUCCUGCUGUACCUUGCAGACUGGAUGGUUAACUGGAUGUGGAGUCGAGGGAUGGAUCCCGACAACUUCUCCAUUCCCUACUUGACCGCCCUGGGAGACCUGCUGGGGACGGGCUUCCUGGCUCUGUGUUUCCACAUCCUGUGGCUAAUUGGAGAUCGGGACACAGAUGUGGGUGAUUGAUCCACGCUGCUUCCUUUGACUCUGUCCAAGCAACACAAAUGUCUUUAUUUAUAAUGCCACGUAGAGAAAUAAUAUCUAUAUUGUUAUGGCUACUAUGUCUACCAUGAUUAUAUUGAUGACAUUAUUGCUUUAGUAUUGAUUUGUAAUUUCGUUGUUGUUUAGCUACUGGGAGAACAACAAUCCUCAUUAUUUUUCAAUGGGGAUGUUCGGCCCAAUUUUACGGCCAGUCGCGUUGGCUGCAUGUAAAGAUGACAUCGACCUAAACUUGAAAUAUUUCACGAGAGGCAAAUGAACAUAGAAUGCUUAAUCACCAAGUGCUACAAAAUGGUUUAGUUAUAUAAAAUG
This is a messenger RNA of Rhinichthys klamathensis goyatoka, 2446 nucleotides long. It is a transcript of the gene slc41a1, whose product is annotated as solute carrier family 41 member 1. The record is from RefSeq and is a predicted model, not a curated record. Lineage: Eukaryota; Metazoa; Chordata; Actinopteri; Cypriniformes; Leuciscidae. The coding region runs from base 470 to 2101 and encodes 543 amino acids. Gene Ontology annotation, molecular function: monoatomic cation transmembrane transporter activity. Gene Ontology annotation, cellular component: plasma membrane. Gene Ontology annotation, biological process: monoatomic cation transport. The transcript has 12 exons.